AUGGAAGCGGCAACAUCUCCAACCAACUUCAAGACCCUCCGUCGUUCCACUCGUAAAAUCGCUCCCAAUCCCCGGUACCUCCAGUCAACCACCCAGGCCCCAGCUGCCACCUCCAGCGCUCGAGGGUUGACUGGCUUGGGUCAAGGAAAAUCCAUUCCUCAUCACGAGGGCGGACAUUCAAGGACGUCCAUCCUCCGCCCGGUUACCUCGACCCCAGCUCUUCGAUAUUCCAGCGCUUCGACACUGGAAACCCUAUCGCCUGUCCGUACCACUAGAACAUCUAAAAAAACUUGGCUCUCACUAGUGACCAAGGCCAGGGCCGCAAGAAGGUUGCGCAGCUCAGCAAAUGUUAGGAGUCCGGAUGGUAGAGAUAACUCGAUAACAGAUGAAGGUAAAUGGGGCCGAGAGGAAGUGCUGCGACGCGUGCAGGGCGGCUGGGCCUCCCAGCUGAACAAGUCCACUGGCGAACAAGAACGCUCGAAAACUGGUGCGUCCAAAAGCCAAGGCGCACAAACUCAUCCCCACAAGCAAGCAUGCCCAGAAGCAGGAAAUGGCCUAUUCGAACCCGAGGAUGGUUUGAUCGACAUCAUGCCCGAUCAGAAUGGCGUUCAUCACAUCCCUCAAUCAUUAGAUGGCGGUGUCAGAAAGGAAUACUUCAGCUAUUCCGGUUCCUCGCCUACGAGGGGAUUGAGUCAUAGCAUGAGUAUGAUGAGUUUAGGGGAUUUGAGUUUGGCAGGUGACGCUGGCGAGGGAAGAGCAACCAAAAACAUCAGUUUCGUUGGGAGCGUGUACCUAGGAGAGGAUGAAAGCUGGGACAAAGAGGAGCUUCCAGGCGUCGCCCAGACAGCCGAACCUGUACAUUGGGCACCGGCCCCCACACGGUAUGAAAUGUACCUAGCAAGGAUGGGAGGGCCAGAAAGACGACCACUUGACUCGACCACCCCGGAAACUUGUGUGAACCCAGCCGACACCUUCCAGUCAUGA
Messenger RNA from Cantharellus anzutake, 984 nucleotides. RefSeq lists its product as uncharacterized. NCBI's taxonomy places the organism in Eukaryota, Fungi, Basidiomycota, Agaricomycetes, Cantharellales, Hydnaceae. The transcript is spliced from 5 exons. The record is from RefSeq and is a predicted model, not a curated record. Bases 1 to 984 code for a protein of 327 amino acids.